Ipomoea triloba (trilobed morning glory) is the source of this 1586-nucleotide messenger RNA. Its product is annotated as chaperone protein dnaJ 49-like. The record is from RefSeq and is a predicted model, not a curated record. Gene Ontology annotation, biological process: cellular response to misfolded protein. The transcript is spliced from 2 exons. NCBI's taxonomy places the organism in Eukaryota, Viridiplantae, Streptophyta, Magnoliopsida, Solanales, Convolvulaceae. Gene Ontology annotation, cellular component: endoplasmic reticulum membrane. Gene Ontology annotation, molecular function: Hsp70 protein binding. The coding region runs from base 222 to 1316 and encodes 364 amino acids.
GAAAGGGAGGAUGAAGUUUGUCAUCCAAACAAUAUCUAAGUCAUCGUCCAAACCAAGAUACUCUCACUCAUCGGUCAAUCAACCGACCCGUUUCCUCAAUUUGGGUUUUUCUACAUAAAAAGCUCCUCCCGCAACUCAUGAGCAAACCCUCCGAUUGAUCGUCCCAGAUUCUCAGAAACCCCAACUGAUCGAUCCGAGAAAAGGGUCCUCAAUUUAGAUCUAUGGAUGGGAACAAAGAUGAAGCCUUGAAGUGCUAUAAAAUAGCUAAAGAUUCAAUCCAAUCUGGUAAUAGAGAAAGGGGUUUGAAAUUCUUGAAUAAAGCUAAGCGUUUAGACCCAAAUCUAGAAAUUGAUGAUCUGUUGUCUAAAGUUGAUGGCUCACAAGCUGAGAAUGAAUCACCUAACAUCCCCACGAAGGAGGACUCGUCAAGUUCUGGGAAACCACCGGAAAGUGGGGCCCGCAGAAGGAGUUCAGUAAAUAAGGAGGCAGGAUCAUCCUCUUCCUCAGAGGGUGUGGCUGGUUAUACAGAGGAGCAAGUGACAAUCGUGAGGGAGAUUAAGAGGAAGAAGGAUUACUAUGAGAUUUUGGGAUUGGAGAAGAGUUGCAGUGUGGAGGAUGUUCGGAAAGCGUAUAGAAAGCUGUCUUUGAAGGUUCACCCUGACAAGAACAAGGCUCCCGGGUCAGAAGAGGCCUUUAAGAUGGUGUCUAAGGCAUUCCAGUGUUUGAGUGAUGAGGAGAACCGGAAAAGAUAUGAUGUUGUUGGUGAUGAGGCACCUGUUUAUGAGAGGCGCCCAACUAGACGUCAUGCUGGUGGUGGAAUGCAAGGGUUUAAUGGAUUUUAUUACGAGGAUGUUGAUGCUGAGGAAAUCUUCAGGAAUUUCUUUUUUGGCGGGAUGAAUCCUGUAGCAACUACCCAUUUCAGCUUUGGUCCUGGAGUUGGAGUGCGAGUUGGUGGGCAUAAUGGGUCUAAUGGGUUUGCCAGAACUUUAAUUCAAUUGUUGCCAGUGAUAUUGAUUCUGUUACUCAACUUUUUGCCUUCAUCAGAUCCAGUUUAUUCAUUCUCGAGGUCAUACCCAUACGAGCAACUGUUUACAACACAAAGGGGUGUGAACUAUUAUGUCAAGCCUGGGAAAUUUGAGCAGGAUUAUCCUCUAAGUAGUCCCAGACGGGUGAAACUUGAAGAAGGGAUUGAGCAUGAAUAUUUCAACAGUCUUGCUUACAACUGCCGGCUUGAACGCCAACAAGUUCUUUGGGGCUACAGACAAGCAACACCAAAUUGUGAUACAUUGAGGAAGUUCCAGGACGUCGCCGCUUGAUAACAACCUUUCUCAACAUUCCAGUUUUACCAUUGCUAUUUCUUUUUCUCUAGAAUUAUUAUUACUUCAGCACACGAGUGCAGACUCCAAAUAUAACACGCACCUUAUUAUGUUUGCUUUAUGAAAUUUGUAGCUCCACAUGAUGAUGAUGAUGCUGUUUUAUUUUUUCUGUCCUGGCACAAGAGCUUCUGACCAGAAAUAGAUGAAGAACACUUGUCCCUCAAAAUGGUUAUGCCUUUUAUAAAGAAUAAAUCAUUGAUAUGUGGUAUA